Aspergillus niger is the source of this 702-nucleotide messenger RNA. RefSeq lists its product as uncharacterized. Lineage: Eukaryota; Fungi; Ascomycota; Eurotiomycetes; Eurotiales; Aspergillaceae. The record is from RefSeq and is a predicted model, not a curated record. Bases 1 to 702 code for a protein of 233 amino acids. The transcript has a single exon.
AUGUUGUCAAUACCUUUGCUGGCCUGCAUCCUCGGGCUAUCAGUCGCAGGACAAGCCUCCGCAAGCAAUGUCUCCAUUCCCAACGACUCCCAAGAUACAGAUGCGAUUAUCCAACACAAUGCCCUCAUCGAGUCAUAUCUAUCUCAGAAGCCUGUUCGCGGAGUCCAUAAAAUGACCGAUGACGAAGGCGAGAAGUUCUACCUCGACUACUGGCUGUUCGACGAAGCCUAUACAGCAGGCAACAGAUCAAACGCCAAUGAUUCGUUAUCGCAAACACAGCCUUAUAAUCUCGACACAACUGAAAAGGUUGACUUUCAGCCUCGCUCGUAUCCCUUUCGACCCUCCUACCCGAGUGACCUUGAGGUCGAAAGGCGCGGGUGGAGUGAACAUUUCUCACCGCUUCUUCGGCGAGAAUUCAAAUGCCCUUCCGGCACGUACGGAUGCUCAUCGAUCGACCGACCCGAAAGCUGCUGCAGUACGGGCGAUACGUGCGUCCUGGUCAAGGACACUGGAUCUGGAGAUGUAGGCUGUUGUCCGAAGGGCGAGACAUGCUCGGGUACGAUUGGAUCGUGCCAGGACGGAUACUCCAGCUGCUCAUCGUCUCUGGGUGGGGGAUGCUGUAUCCCAGGGUACGAAUGUGUCACCGGGGGAUGUAAGUGGCCUGCAUCGUCGGAAAAUCUCCUUUCUUCGUGUCGCUGUUGA